UGUCGUGUUUUCCAUUUGUUUUUCUCAGACACCGAUCGCCGUACUAUUUCUGAAAAUGGUGGCUUCUCAAAGAAUGAAGGUAGCUAACGAAAAAGCCAGCAAAUACGUCACCAUGAGAGGAAAUGUGCCCAAAUCAAGCAAAUCAAAUGAAGAUUCCUCCCCUGUUGGUCCCUGGCUCUUGGGAUUGUUCGUCUUUGUUGUCUGUGGAUCAGCUGUGUUUCAAAUCAUCCAAAGCAUCCGUAUGGCAUAGGAAGAAUUGAAGCAUCACGACCAUUAAGACUGCACAAAAAAGUUGGGGUGGGAAUACAAAGAACUGUUCCAAACAAGUUAAAAUUCUGUGUGUAAAUGAACAUUAUAAACUUUUCAUUCCACACUUAUUGAAACCAAUUUACUUCCUCAUUGCAACAGCUGAGGAAUGGAUGGGAAAGGCAAAAUAUAUUUUAUGGACAGACAAA
Daphnia magna is the source of this 455-nucleotide messenger RNA. RefSeq names its product stress-associated endoplasmic reticulum protein 2. The record is from RefSeq and is a predicted model, not a curated record. Gene Ontology annotation, cellular component: endoplasmic reticulum. The transcript is spliced from 3 exons. Lineage: Eukaryota; Metazoa; Arthropoda; Branchiopoda; Diplostraca; Daphniidae. The coding region runs from base 56 to 250 and encodes 64 amino acids. Gene Ontology annotation, biological process: endoplasmic reticulum unfolded protein response.